GGCCCAGUCGCUGCCGCGCGCACGCCGCCCACGCGCGAUCGUUGCUAUCGCGGCCGCCUGGCUGGCCCGGCCUCGCUGCGCGCGGGGACCCUGCCAGCCAUGGCCCAGCUCGGUGACCAGACUCUGCCCGGGCCCGAGACCACGGUGCAGAUCCGUGUUGCCAUCCAGGAGGCGGAGGACGUAGAGGAUCUGGAGGAGGAUGACGAAGGGACCCUAGCGCAGGCAGCUGGGGACCCAGCCCGGUACCUCAGUCCAGGCUGGGGCAGCGCCAGCGAGGAGGAGCCGAGCCGCGGGCACAGCAGUGCCACGACAAGUGGAGGUGAGAAUGAGCGUGAGGAACUGGAGCCGGAGUGGAAGCCCCCGGAUGAGGAGCUCAUCAGGAAGCUGGUGGAUCAGAUUGAGUUCUACUUUUCGGAUGAGAACCUGGAGAAGGAUGCCUUCCUACUCAAGCACGUGCGGAGGAACAAGCUGGGCUACGUGAGCGUCAAGCUGCUCACCUCCUUCAAAAAGGUGAAACACCUCACACGGGACUGGAGAACCACAGCACACGCCUUGAAGUAUUCAGUCACCCUGGAGUUGAAUGAGGACCACCGGAAGGUUAGGAGGACCACCCCUGUGCCACUGUUCCCCAAUGAGAACCUCCCCAGCAAGAUGCUGUUGGUGUAUGAUCUCCACCUGUCCCCUAAGCUCUGGGCCCCGGCCACGCCCCAGAAGAACGGAAGGGUGCAGGAGAAGGUGAUGGAGCAUCUGCUCAAGCUCUUUGGGACUUUUGGAAUCAUCUCAUCGGUGCGGAUUCUCAAACCUGGGAGAGAGCUGCCCCCCGACAUCCGGAGGAUCAGCAGCCGCUACAGCCAGGUGGGGACCCAGGAGUGUGCCAUUGUGGAGUUUGAGGAGGUAGAUGCGGCCAUUAAAGCCCAUGAAUUCAUGGUCACUGAAUCUCAGGGCAGGGACAACAUGAAAGCCGUCUUGAUUGGGAUGAAACCACCCAAAAAGAAACCCCUCAAAGAUAGAAACCAUGAUGAUGAGCCCGCAGCAAGUACCCACCUAAGCAGGUCCCUGAACAAGAGAGUGGAGGAGCUUCAGUACAUGGGGGAUGAGUCUUCCGCCAACAGUUCCUCUGACCCCGAGAGCAAUCCCACCUCUCCUAUGGCUGGCCGGCGGCACAUGGCCACCAACAAGCUCAGCCCUUCUGGCCACCAGAAUAUCUUUUUGAGCCCAAAUGCCUCGCCAUGUUCAAGUCCUUGGAGCAGCCCCUUGGCGCAGCGCAAGGGCGUCUCCAGAAAAUCGCCACUGGCUGAAGAAGGUAGACUGAACUUCAGCACCAGCCCCGAGAUCUUCCGGAAGUGCAUGGAUUAUUCUUCAGACAGCAGCGUCACUCCCUCGGGCAGCCCCUGGGUUCGCAGACGACGCCAAGCUGAGAUGGGGACACAGGAGAAAAGUCCAGGGGCAAGUCCCCUGCUGUCUCGGAAGAUGCAGACCGCAGAUGGGUUACCUGUAGGGGUGCUGAGGCUGCCCAGAGGCCCUGACAACACCAGGGGCUUCCAUGGUGGACAUGAGAGAAGCCGAGCCUGUACAUAAUAGCUUCUAUUUUUAAUACUGCCUCCUUUGAAAACAAACUUUGUUUUCGAGGUCCUCACAAAUAGCUAGCAUGACAGAGAAUGGAAUUCAGUCCCCUUAGAAAGCUUUUGUACCCAUGUAGACCUC
Molecule: messenger RNA, 1704 nt
Organism: Cricetulus griseus (Chinese hamster)
Lineage: Eukaryota; Metazoa; Chordata; Mammalia; Rodentia; Cricetidae
Source: RefSeq, a predicted model, not a curated record